Molecule: messenger RNA, 1504 nt
Organism: Zerene cesonia (dogface butterfly)
Lineage: Eukaryota; Metazoa; Arthropoda; Insecta; Lepidoptera; Pieridae
Gene: Vdup1
Product: arrestin domain-containing protein 4
Exons: 6
Coding region: 460-1449 (329 amino acids)
Biological process (GO): protein transport
Cellular component (GO): cytoplasm
Source: RefSeq, a predicted model, not a curated record
ACACUGACGAGUGACGAAUUAAACAAGUUUAUGAGCUACUGUGUUCAAAGUUUAUUAAAAGUUUUGUAAACUUUUUUAAAAGCUUAGUACAGUGUUUAUAUUGGAUUUUUAAAGGAAUUAUUACGUUAAACUUCUAUAAAUAUUACAUAAUUUAUUUAACCAUAGUUUAUUAAGUAAUUAACGUAAGAAUUGGUUGGCCUUCACUAUACACUCAGUGUUUCUCAAUUCCCACCUACAAGUGGACUUGAGAUGUUUAAUUUAAAUAAUGUCAUCGUACGUGCAUGAGAUAAUAAUUUUAGUUUCUCCUGCGUUAAAAAGUAUUUCCUAACUAUUAAUAUAGGAAAGUGUAUUACUAAAGUAAUAUUAAUCAUAGCAUUGGAAUGCUUUGAAACAAUUAUAAUAAAUAAGUGAAGAAAAUAUUAAAAUUUUCUGUUACCUUACAACUAAGUAUACGUAAAAAUGCCCAGAAAAUUGUUAAAGUUUUUAAUUGUGUUUGAUAAUACUUCUUUGCUAUAUUUUCCUGGUCAGUUCCUAUCAGGAAAGGUGUUAAUGGAAUUGCAAGAUGACACUCCUGUUUUGGGACUCCACUUUCAUGUUAUUGGUGAAGGUGUUGUCAGAGUUGGUUCUGGCAGGCAUGAGAGACUCUUUGAUAAGGAGAACUACAUAGACUUCAGAAUGAGACUAUUGGGAGAGCCUGGUCAUAGCGCAUCAGUGUUGUCGCCAGGCAUCCACAGUUUCCCAUUCAAACUGGGCCUACCGAUGGGCCUACCGUCCACAUUUCUCGGGACUCACGGCUGGGUUCAGUACUACUGUAAGGCAGCGCUGCGGGAGCCCAAUGGCUUGACCCACAAGAACCAACAAGUGUUCAUUGUUAUGAACCCCAUUGAUCUAAAUUUGGAGCCGCCUGUGCUUUCACAAGAGUUCGAGCUAAACGUGGAGCACAAGCUGGGCGUGGGGUGCGUGGGCGGCGGCUCGGUGAGCUGCCGCGUGUCGCUCGACCGCGGCGCGUACGUGCCCGGGCAGAGCAUCGCGCUCUCCGCGCACGUCGCCAACAACUCGCGCACCGCCCUCAAGUGCACCAGGGCGGCGCUCACGGAGACGAUCCAGUACACGGCGCACGGGCGGGUGGCGGCGCGCGAGGUGCGCGAGCUGGCGCGCCUGGCGCACGGCAAGUGUCGCGCGGGCGGCGCCGACCGCUGGCGCGAGCUGCUCUACGUGCCGCCGCUGCCGCCCACCAACCUGCGCGGCUGCCACCUCAUAUCCGUGCAGUACGACGUCUUUUUCGUAAUCGAACCGAAGAGUCUGGAAAAAGAAGUGAAACUCCAACUGCCAAUACUACUGGGCACGUAUCCGUUCCGCGACGACGACGACGAGACGCACCCGCCCACGCACUACCCGAGCACACUACCGAUAUUUAGACCGUGGCUACAUGAGAAACAAACUCAUUAGAUAUCGAUAUGGAUAAUCAAGGAGGCCGAAUAACAGUUUUCAGCAGAAGGAAAUU